Messenger RNA from Acaulospora morrowiae, 2640 nucleotides. NCBI's taxonomy places the organism in Eukaryota, Fungi, Glomeromycota, Glomeromycetes, Diversisporales, Acaulosporaceae. The record is from the annotation of a GenBank genome assembly.
AUGCCAGCUCAUAAAAGGGCCCUUGCAGAAUUUAAUGAAAAAGUUCUGAAACCAGGUUGUAAUUUGAAGGACUUACAUAUUCUCGAAAAGAAUGAAAAGGAUGGGGGUUUAGGAAUGAAAAUUAUCAUUAAAGAUAUCUUAGGCAAUGAAAUGUGGAAUAGCGGUAAAUAUAAAAAACGUAGUACAUUAACUGUAUUUUGUUAUAAAAACCAUACUUGGAAGAGCAGUAUUCCUGAAAUGCCACAAGUAUCUUCAGUUUGUAAUAUGGAUUUAGAAUGUGAAAGAGCACUUGCUUCCGCAUGUAUCAAAACUAAGGAAGGAAAGGUCAACAUCGACGAUAAAAAAAUUGCAGAAGCACUUAUAUCAUUUGUUGCCAGAGAACUCCCAAAAGCUACAAGAAUAUGGAUUAUAGAUUCUAUUCCAAAAAGUUUAUUACAAACUGAUAUGUGGGCCGAAGUAGCAUGUGCAUGGUUAGAAGAACUUGAAGAAGUCCCAGAUUUUUCACAAGAGCUUAAAGUGAAAUAUAAUGAACUUGAAAAAUUCCUGGAAGGUGCACAAUCUUAUCGAUUUUGUUGCUGGCGAGAAAGAGAAGCAUAUCUUGGUUGCGAAGAUUCAGAACGGAGUGCAUCAGAAGCAUUACCUUGGGUAAGGCAAUAUGGCUUUUCAGAACAAAUACAACGUCGUGCCUGUGUUGAUAAUAUCGAAUCUAUCCGUUCUUUGACUGGCAUUGUCCAGCUAGUAAUAUGGGAAUUUUCUCAAGGCUUGCACUCAUUUACUGCUGGACUUAUUGGGCAACAUCUCACAGAAAAGGAAGGCUGGAUUCCGACACCUUUUAUAGAUUACCUGCUUAGUGCUGGAUGGUUCAUAAGUGCAACCCCAAGAGAAAUUAUAUAUAGUGUUGGCAAAAAGUCUCAGAUUGAAUUUCCACCUGAUCGUGAUUUAGCAGUUCGUUUCGUAGAAUCAUGUGCUUGUAAUGCACAAGUUACAUCUGUUUUAAUUCGUAACAAAAAUGAAGCAGAUAUGAUUAAUCAAUGGCUAGUAAGAAAAAAAUGUCAGCCAAACCGAACAAGUAAUGAGUAUGGAACUCUAAUCAAGUAUGAGGGGGAUAAAAAACGUGCUCAAUGGUUGCAUAUUCGCUUCUUUGUCCUUGCCUAUAUUCAUAUUGCUGUCCUCAAACAACUGAAGCGCUUCCCAAUUGAAAAUGUAUUCUAUGACAAGAUUUUUAAUCUAGAAGAAAAAAAUAUAGACACUACAGAGAUUAAAAAUGAAUUUAAUAAAAGAGAAAAGCAUGCUGAAUCCAUAAUCGUUAUAGAUACUCCAAUGAUUAAGUAUAGUCAAUGGCGCAAGAAAAAGCCAGUUGGCCAGGGAGGAAGUGGAAAAACAAUACGAGCUAUCCAUGUAUUUUCCAAUCGAAAAAUUGUGGUUCUCACUCCAGCAAACUUACUUGCUGAGUAUCAUAGAAAACAAAAUCCAGGCUUAACGGCCAUGACGUAUCAUAAGUAUUUUCAUUUGGGAGCAACUGCAAUCAAUGAGUGGGAUCCUGUAUGUCUUGGAAAAAAGACGCUUGCCGAAAUACUAAUCUUCGAUGAAGCAUGUAUGAUACCUAAAAAAGUAUUACAGAGAUUGUUAUCUUAUGCUGAAAGCCAAGGUUGUCAAAUAAUAAUGUGUGGUGAUCCGGGCCAACUUACAUCAUGGGGUGACAAAGAAGGUCCACAUAAAUUUCUUACAGAAUGGGCUGAUGAAGUAAUCUGGUGUAUAGAAGACUAUAGUGCACAAGAUGACGAACUCAAGGCAUUAAAAUUACGUAUGUGGAUGAAAAAUGAUAUUAUCCAAUUACUAGAAUUUUGUAAGGCCAUACCUAAAACAACAUGGGAAAAUGCUCUUGCCCAGUGGACUCCAAAUAAUAUCUGGAUCUGUUCUACAAAUGAUAUGGGUAUGCGAAUUGAAAGUGCAUUAUUACAAGCACAUGCAUCACACUUUCCCAAUGAGCCUUCAAUUAUUCGUUUCGAUCCAGAUGAUAGUAUCAAACAUAAAUACCGUAUUCAAGAAAAGCCAGUACAAAUUCCGAGUAGCAUUGAAAUUAUAGAAGCAUAUAAAUAUGCUGGGUGGGGAACAAUUCAUCGAAUUCAAGGACAGACUAUCGAGGCUCCAAAACAUUGUUUCAUUGUGGACCAUAGCUUGGAAGUUGCACCGCCAAAUGAUAUACUCGAAUAUAUUGAGCUGACUGAACUUCAAGCAACUCCUUGUCCACAAAUUAUUGAAGCAAAAUUAAGACGUUACAAGUUGAAUGAUUGCAGAAAGAACCGACAUUUUCCAAGGCCACUUAUUAUAGUCGAGGAUUGGGAGGUAGACAAUAAAUCAGAUUUAAUUAAAGAUUCUACAGUAUGUGAAAAGCCCCUUUUUCUAGCAGAAAAUGAUGAGAAAAAUGCUAUUUCUUCACUCACAAUAAAAGACAUUAUAGGAAUUGCAAUUCAGCAGAAUAAAUGUUGUAAAGUAUGUCGUGUUCCACUUUUAUUCCAAGGCUACCCCAAACAUUAUCCACAGUCAUUUUCGGUUGAUCGGCUUGAUGAUGCUGAAGGACAUUAUCGUCAAAACAUAAGAAUUACUUGUCUUCAUUGUAAUGAAUGGCAUCAGCGCUGA